UGUGUGCCUCUGUAUAGUGUCAGUGUGUGUGUGUGCCCCUGUAUAGUGUGUAUAUAAGAAUUCAGCCAGAAUUUUAAAUUACAAUUUAAGGGGCACCAUUUUUUUUAUUUGUCCUGGGCGCCUUUAACCCUAGUUACGCCUCUGUCCUCUUCCUGUUAUCCAGUGUCUCCCUGUCACCCACUAUCUACCUGUUACCCUCUAUCACAGUGUCACACACUAUCUCCCUGUCUCCUAUGCUUCCCCAGUCACCCACUAUCUCCCUGUCACUCACUAUCUCUGUCAGUCUAUCUCCCUGUCACCCUCUCACCAUGUCACCCACUAUCUCCCUGUCACCCCUGCAUCCCCAGCCACCCACCAUCUCCCUGUCACCCACUCCCGGUCACCUCUAUUAUCUCUACAGGGGGUGGGGGGUUUAGGGGCAAAAUAUUGCCUAGGGAAUCAAAAUAGUUAGGGCCAGAAGUUCAAUCCAAAUUUUUAUCUUAUUGUCUGUUUGGGCGUUAUUAUUCACACAAUGCAAGCCACGCAAGUGACCCAAGCAUUCCUUGCCGCCACUCACCCCUGCUCAGUGCCGGCUCCCUGUUGCUGCCCACUCAGUGUCUGCCAGGACGGGUUAUACGCCGGCACCUGUCCCUGCUGUUACUCCUCUAUAGUGCUGCCACCUCUGCUGCUCCUCUCCUUUCUGCGGUGGGCUGCUACCCACCGACGGCUGCUUGAAUGUGUGCCGCCUGUGACCCACUUGCCCCUGAUGCUGCCUUACCAUCAACGCUGGUGUUCCUGCUCGUGUUCUGGCUGCUUCUCCAGUUUUGAGAACCCACAGGAUCUCUUGGCCGGAGGAGACUGAGAAGAGCAGCUCAGAGGAUGAGACACAGAAAUACAAGUGAUUGUGAGCCCCUGAGUAAAGAAAUCUUUCAGUGGCUGAUUAUAUGCUGCUGACAGUGAAUUGAGGAGCAGGAUGGAGGCUGAAGGUAUUAUGUGCGUGUUGUUGUGAAACAAAAGACCAGCUUGGCUGCCCACAGGGAGCUUUCUGCCAGAGACACAACAGGGAGGCUGCAUUUCUUUGCUAAGGGCGAGCUAGCCCUGUGAAGCUAGAAACCAACGUUGCACUGAGUUUCACCAAUGCUGAACGGCAAAUGCCUGCUGCUCCUGCCAGUACCUUCCAGAGAGAAUGCAAAGCGGAAGCGGCUUCUAGAACUGUGGAUCCAUUUGGGCACCUUGUCUGUUGCCAGAUCUCUGUCCCUGAAGCCGACUGUUUGCAGGCAACCUGCUGCCAGCACUAGACUGCACCUAUCAGACUGAGAAGGUCGCUUGGUAGGAUCAAACCAUGUCCAAGACUCCAGUUGUUCAGCAGGGCACUUAAUUUGGAGGUCACUUGGUAGGUUGAAGUCAAGAGUCAUUGGACUCGUUUUCUCCAGUUGAGUUGGGUUCAAACCGAUGACUUACCUGUAUCCCACAGCUGCCAGAACUGAUACUUGCUAUGGAUUUUGUUUGUGUGAACAACAAGGUCUAAGCAUAUUUUUUCAUCUCCCAAAGCAGAGCCUGUGGUUACGCUCCGGCCUCCAGCUGAAAAACAACUGUCCAUUGAGAAAAUGCUGAUGGGUCUAUGAGAGUAAGGAUGGCUGCUGGAAGAUUACUGCUCUACGCUGGGCUUUCUCUAGCUCUGUGUGCCCUGGGUAUGCUGGCUGUGGCUAUUUGCUCCGACCACUGGUAUGAGACAGAUGCCAGGCGGCACCGGGAGAGGUGCAAAGGCUUCACAAACAGAAGAGUUGACCCUGGAUUCAUUUAUAAUUCCAACAACAUCCUUCCACUGAGAGCGAGCAGGUCAAAGUUAGACCACUGGGAGGGCAAGUUACUUCUUGCCAGGAACAGGAGGCAGCUCUUUGCAAUGAGUGCUGCCGACGAGUGCAAUAGACAAUACAAUUCUACUAACAUGGGCCUCUGGAGGAAAUGCCACCGGCUAGGAUUUGAUCAAGACAUAGAAGAUAUCAUUGCCAAAGGAGAGAUUGAGAGGUGUUCCUUUAUCAAGUAUCACUAUUCAUCAGCCACCAUCCCCAAGAACCUAACGUACAAUAUCACCAAGACCAUCCGGCAAGACGAGUGGCACGCCCUACAUUUACGCAGGAUGACGGCUGGAUUCAUGGGUAUGGCAGUGGCCAUUAUUCUGUUUGGUUGGAUCAUCGGAGUGUUAGGCUGUUGCUGGGACAGGGGGCUGAUGCAGUAUGUCGCUGGUCUACUGUUCCUCAUGGGAGGCACUUUCUGUAUCAUCUCACUGUGCACUUGCGUUGCGGGGAUCAACUUUGAGCUCUCCCGUUACCCCCGAUUCCUGUACGGGCUACCUGACGACAUCAGCCAUGGUUAUGGAUGGUCCAUGUUCUGUGCCUGGGGGGGUUUGGGCCUGACUUUAAUCUCGGGUUUCUUCUGCACCUUAGCACCAUCAGUACAACCCGUCCUGAGGACCAACUGCCCAAAAACACGUCCCGAGAACGGAACAGUGUGCUAAAAAGCCUCCACAGAGCACAAACGAGAGAGUUGGGCCAACUCUAACUGUAAACUGAAGCUUGGAACUACAAAUAUCUCUUUGUCUCAGAUCUCAUUCAUUCCCAUGUGGCCAUGUUUGGAUGCCGCAAAAGGGGUGAUAUUGGCACGGGAGAACCCAUAGGAACUAUAACUCCUUAUGAUGGCUGAGAACAUGUCAUGGAAUGUGUAUAUAUCUCAUUGACCAAUGCUGUUGUUUUAAUGGACGCCAGAUGUAUCUCUCACCAGGGUUCUCUCAUUCUUAACUUCCAUCAUGACCUUCCCAGUUUGUCACAAUAAUUGAUUUCAUAUCUAUAUGUUGUCACCAAUCCACAAAAGACGACAGAGGCUACCUUAGUGGAUCAGUCCUAAGGAUGACUCUACUUUGGGAACUAAUGUGAAAAUAAUCUCAACCCACCCUGCUUGACAUCCCAUGAGGAAAUUGAAAGGAGAAACUAACCCAAAAUGCUAUUUUUUAUUUUACAAAAGGAAUAUACCGCCAUCGACAUUGUCCCAACCACUGUCGACUUACGGAAUGAAAAAAAUUUAAUUGAUUGUCUUUCAUUGAAGAUGACAGUGAAGUCUGUGAACAAAAUGGCGCUUAAGAACGCACAGGCCAAUCCCUGCUCGCCUUUUCAUGGCAUCUCUCUCCUGCCUUAGCACGUGCCUGGUGCCUAGGCUGGACUCAACGGCAGAAGCACAAGACUUAUCUCCGUCUACCGGUCCCAUUGCAUUAUUAGACAUCUGGUUUUUAGGAAUAAAACAAAAACAAUAAAAGGUCCAGCUCCUUAGUAAUGUUGGCUAAUUAAUGUAUAAGAUGUAAACGAGGUGGUGUGACAAAAUGUAUAACAGUGACAAAACUGAGGUUGCAGGUCAUGGGAACUGAUAAUGGUGGACGGAAUAGGAAGGGGAGUAAUAAAAACAUGGAAUAAUAUUGAUUUGGGAGGCAGUGUCAUGUGGUACCCAAACGUGGUCUAAAAUAUCAUAGAAUCCAUCAUAACUUAACUGUCUUUAAGUAAUAUUACUUUUCUAAAAUGUCGGCUUUGAGACUUAUCUUUGACCUUUCAUUGGUAUUCCGUUGAAGCUCAGAGAGAACCGUUGCCCAAACAGUAUUGAAAUAAUUUGGGGGGUGUGGAUCAUCGAGUGGACCAGACUCAGGUCAACAGUGUAUAGGUCGACCACUAUUGGUCGACACAAACUAAGUUGACACCUGAAAUAUGUCAACACACACAUUAGGUUGACAUGUACAUGGUCGACAUGACAAUGGGUCGACAUGAGUUUUUUGGGAAAAAUUGUGUCGUUUUCUUUGUAGUGUGACCAGGAACCACUACCACCGUGCUCGGCAGAGGUUACCGUUCCCAACCGUAGUCCAUGUGGAUCGUUAAGUAUGAGAAAGUUUUAAAAAAAGGGGGAAAAAAUGAAAAACUCAUGUCGACCGUUUGUCAUGUCGACCUAGAACAUAUCGAACUAGUGUGCACGUCAACCUAGAAACCACGUCGACCUAAUGCAUGUUGACUGAGUGUGGUCAACCUAAACACUGUCGACCUAAGUGUGGUCAACGAUACCAGUUUGGGAAGGUAGGGAAUGUGUGGGCCUACGCAAUUCUGUUUCCAAAUUCAGUUCACACACGUCAGCUGAAUUCUCCAGCUCACAAGGGGAUAGGUUAGAAUCAACGUGAUUGUCUGAUUCUUUGCGUAUCGUUUUAUUUCCAGUUAGGCAAAUUUGUAAUAAAAAUGUUGCUGUUCUCCCUUUUAAAGAUCUGCUACAUUAAUAUGACCCGAAUCACCAUUAUAUUCUCUGCUAUACUGUCAUAAUUAAAAAGUACUGAGUUUUAUGAUAGUCCGCUGAGUUACGGCCCAUAACUGAAGUAACUGUACUUAUAUAUUCAUUACUGCAAUCACCGUAACCUAUGCUUAAUUACCUUCAGAAGUUUAUUAGAAAAUUAAUUUAAACGUGGUUACAAGGAACGAUCACUUAUAGGUUGGUUUUCCUGGAGGCAGCUCAGGGCAAAACAAAAAUUAUCAAUCAUGAUAUAUUUUAUUUGUCUUUAAGAAAUAAAAACUGUCCGUGACUGUGUUUAAGAACUAGAGAAAUAAAUUGUACAAGGUUUACAGCUGUCUAUGGGGAAGAUGUAAAGUGGUGAGAGAUAAAGUACCAGCAAAUCACCACCUGUCAGUUUACAUGCUGUGGCCCAGAUUUAUCAAGCCUUGGAGAGUGAUAAAUUACACGGUGAUAAAGUACUAGCCAAUCAGCCCCUAACUGUCAUUUUUCAAACACAGACCAUAACCUGGAAGCUAGGAGCUGAUUGGUUGCUACUUUAUCACUGCGCAAUUUAUCACUCUCUAUGGCUUGAUAAAUCUGGGCCUUUGUUUUAAAAUUGACAGGUGCUGAUUGGUUGCUACUUUAUCUCUCUCCACUUCAUCUCUCUCCAAAGUUUGACACACCUCCCCCUAAGUAUUAUAAAAGUAACAAUUUAUUUCCACGCCCAACUGCGGCAGCGCAGAAUGGCUGAACCUGUCGCAUGUCGGUAAUUUUGCUAAUAAAUUAAAAGAUUCUAAUUAAUCACACAGAAUGUAGCGUCGGCAGAAAUCCAUUAAUAAUAGAAAGUAAUUGUACCUAACUAUGGAGGCAUCGGCAAAAAUCCUUCAGGAAGGUCAAAAGCGUUAUUGUCACGUCUUAAUUCCGCAUAGGAUGAUUGAUAUGUGGAACUUCCCUGACAGGCAAUGGGCAAUUUGUUUUUAAAUCCACUGAAAAUGACAUAUCCCAGGUAAUUAUUAAAAGCCCAACUCUCCUUGAGAUCUAUCACCCUGUGCUGCCACAGCCUGAUUGCCUUCAUAUUGGCAAAGCACCCAUCGUAAUAGGAUUCUGUGACCCCGAUAGCGCAACACGGCCUAUUCCUUACAAUACAAUCAAUAGCAGAUAGUUUCGUUCUCCUGCCCCAAUCUUCUGAAGAACCACUUACGAUUUAUUAAUAAAAGCUGCAUUUUUUGGGAGCUACCGUGAACCUGAAAACAAAAAAACAUCUUUCCAAAUCUUUUUUAAAUAAUUGGAUGACUAAUUAUCUCGGAGUGCAAUAAAGUUGACUUAUUAACUCUGUAACAUUUCAAGUUUCUGGCAAUUGCUGCGCACAGGUCCGCUGGGGAAAUUCACUGUACAUAGUAAAUUUUCUUUUCUUCAGAAGGAGAAAGAGGUUUAAAAGCUCAUUUAUAGAAUACAGACCCUAAGGGUCUUAUUAUUUUUUAUUACAUCUCUAAUUACUUACCGAAGAUCUGACGCCCGUAAAGACAUGUAUACAAUUAAUGUUUGUUGGAUCCCCUUUUUUUCCCCUGUAAACAGGCUGAUGGAACCAGGCCUGGUACACGGGGUAAUGUAUCAUCCCAUGUGUGGGUUUUAAUUAUUUCUGUCUUGUUAAUGAAGAUUUGUGUGGACAGCUAACUAACCAUGGGUUUCGGAGCAGGUCGCGGAGAAUGUCAGUGUCAGGAUCUGGGAUCCUGACCGGAUCCCGGAAGGACAUGUCCUAAUUUUUCUAGAAUUGGGGCGGUUUUGCCACUCGAGAUAUUAGGCAGAGAAUUAUCUUUUUUCAAUGAUAAAAAAAUGUACAAAAUAUUAAUUAAAAAUAAUACAAAUUUCGUUUUUUUUAAAAUGUUUUAAAUGUCGAUUAAAAAGAUAAGUGGCAAUAGAUACUGCAGAAAAAGAAAUAUGUGGAUAGGGGACACCGUGGUGUCUAUGUACUAAGCCGUGGAAAGAGAUAAAGUGGACGGAGAUAAAGUAAAAGCCAAUCAGCUCCUAACUGUCAAGUUACAGGCUGGGAUUGAAAAAUUACAGUUAUGAGCUGAUUGGUUGGAGAUUUAAUUCCGUCCACUUUAUCUCAUUCCAAGGCUUAGUACAUAGACCUCAAAUUAUGUAAUAAAAAAAAACUACCCAAGCCUUAAGCCACAGAUAAUAUCAAUUUGGUUGAGUUGGACCAAAGUAGUCCAACAAGUGCCUUGAGUCCUAUUGGAGAAAGAGCGCUAUAUAAAUAAAAUAAUUCUUCUUCUUCUACUUCUUCUUCUUCCUCCUCCUCCUCUGGGAUAUCUGUCGUCCAGACAGACUAGAGUGUAUAACGGGAUGGAAAAUACAGACAGGCAAAGAUAUAUGCAUGGGAUAAAACCAGAGAAAGCAAGUGCAACCUGGCCGUCCCAGAUCUGGUCCUUUGGUCAUUGUGUGCCUCCAUAUCUGGUUAUUUGCUGAUCAAGCCGCACAGACAGACAGACAGAGGCUUAUGCAGCCACGUUCACCCUAUACUUGGAAAGUUCCUAAUAGGUCACUGAUUGGUUAAUCCAUAAAUUUAUCCAGUAGUAAAACAUGCACUUUCGGCAUUGAGAAUACACAAUCCUAUUCUAAAGAAAGAAAGUAACACGAUGACUUUUAAAAUUAUUUUCUAAAAUAUUUAGGAGACGUUCUAAAUGACCCUACAGAAAUGUUACCCGAUGACAGACGGUAACACAUAUUUCAUUACAAACUUUUGGUCUAGCAAACAGGUGACGCAUUUACAGUAAGUGCUGUACUUCCUAUCCGUAUAUUAAUGUAAUCUGACAAGAUGCAACAGUGCAUUAUUAUAAAGGCCCAUGUAAGUAACGCAGUGGAAAGACAGACUAUAAUCAAACUAUUAAAUUAUUAAUAAUGACCUGUGAUAGUUUCCUACCAAGGUAUGAAAAGGUUUAUAUUCUGAUAAAUACUGUGAAUGUACAACAUGAACUUCCAUACAGUAGGGCCUUAUAGUUUCAUUAAAGAGCAUUUCGUUCAGCGCCCAUUAGUUUAUUUGAGGAAUUGCCAUAAGGCCCCAAGCCUUGUGGAGUAAUACAUAGCACGGUGAUAAAGUAUCAACCAAUCAGCUCCUAACUGCCAUGUCACAGUCUGAGUUUGAGAAAUGACAGUUAGGAGCUGAUUGGCUGGUAUUUUAUCUCACUGCUAUGUAUCACUCUCCAAGGCUUGAUAAAUCUGGGCCAAUGUAAGAAGUGCUAAUGGGGGAAUUCGAUUUUUGGUGAUAUGUUGCUGCAUUGUACGUUGCAUACAUCCCCAAGAAUUCCGAUAACUCAACAUCGCUAAUCUUACUACGCACCUCUUUGGGGUGCGAGAAGAAAUUUGCAAUGUUGGAGGCAGCGAGAUGUCAGCGUUCUGGCCAGCGCUACGGUACUCCGAUGGCAUUUCACGGUCAUCGUCUGGAACUAAAUUAACCCCUAAAUGUUCUGUUCAGCCUGUAGUGCAAUAAAUGUCUUUAUGAUACUUGUAGAAUGGCCUUUGAGGCCCAGCAGAUCCGGAAUACACAUUUGCAUACCGCCGUAAAACCCUUUAAUAUAUGCAUUAUUUGUGUUUUGACAAAUUUGCACAUAUAGGGGAAGAUGUAUCAAGUCUUAGAGAGAGAUAAAGUACCAGCCAAUCAGCUCCCAACUGUCAUUUUUCAAACACAGCCUGUAACAUGGCAGUUAGGAGCUGCUUAGCUGGUACUUUAUCUCUCUCCACUUUAUCACGCUCAGGGUCAGAUGUUUUAACC
This is a messenger RNA of Pseudophryne corroboree (corroboree frog), 8044 nucleotides long. It is a transcript of the gene TMEM178B, whose product is annotated as transmembrane protein 178B. Gene Ontology annotation, cellular component: membrane. The record is from RefSeq and is a predicted model, not a curated record. The transcript is spliced from 5 exons. Bases 1601 to 2497 code for a protein of 298 amino acids. Lineage: Eukaryota; Metazoa; Chordata; Amphibia; Anura; Myobatrachidae.